Messenger RNA from Magallana angulata, 1023 nucleotides. RefSeq lists its product as uncharacterized. The record is from RefSeq and is a predicted model, not a curated record. NCBI's taxonomy places the organism in Eukaryota, Metazoa, Mollusca, Bivalvia, Ostreida, Ostreidae. The transcript has 6 exons. Bases 130 to 1023 code for a protein of 297 amino acids.
CUUUUUUAUUGACGCCAGUCAUUUUUAAUACUGGAGUUAAAUAUUCACACUGCCCAAGAUAAAAAGAAUGAAAAAAAUAGAUUUUUACUCAUAUUUUAUAUACAAACCUUAGGGCGAACCCCUGAAAAAAUGGAAAUCAUUUCCAUCGUCCCCAAGGAAAUCUUCCAGGAUAAAGACAAGAUAAACUUUGAAGAGGAUGAUGUGUUACAGUUACAAUGUAUUGGGGAAGUGGAAAGCAUCAAUGGCAUCCCAAGUAAGAAUAUACGAUGGUGCAAAAACGAAUCGGGCAAAUUACAAAAGCUGUCACUCCAACAUCAUCCUCUGUCAAGCAUAGUGUCGAGAAGCAAGGAUGGGUGCAGUGUUGUUCAGAAAUCGGUCAUAUUUUAUCACAUCUUACAAAAUGACACUGAUGUAGAUCUAAUGUGUGAGUCUGGGCACGGUGGUACGUGUGGAACAAAGGGUAUCAACCUGACGCUAAGCAUACCAACGGCUAAUACCAAUAAAGAUAAAUGGAGAGUUUCGCCAAUUGUCAUUCAUGAUAGAGAAUCUGUCCUUAACAAAAAUCUUAUUAAAUUAAACGGAGCUGGAAAAACCAUCUAUCUUCUCUGUACAGCCUCAACCCUUUUCCAGCAAGAAUCAUCAAAGAACAAAAUGAACUGGUGUUUUAAAAGACAAGUCAAUGAGACAUGGACAAAGAUUAAUCCACAAGAAAAGAAAGUAGAAGUGGUAUCGAAUUCCAGCGGAGAAACAACAAUUUUCAGUAGAAUAAAGUACCAUGUCACAGUAUUAGACAGGGACAUAUUCUUUCUGUGUGAAAUAUCUCGCUACUCCAGGUGUGGAUUGGGUCUGGCACAUGCAACAACAAACAUUUCAAUAAGUGGGGAGACAUUAACGAAUGAAAUCAAAGAAGGUUUUAAAGAUGUUCAACUACAAAAACGUUUGGAACCUGACUGUGGCACAGCUGGCGUAGCUGUGGUGUCUGUUAUAUUGGUUUCCAUCGUCGUUAUUAAGGUUAUAGAUUGA